This is a messenger RNA of Manihot esculenta (cassava), 945 nucleotides long. RefSeq lists its product as uncharacterized. Lineage: Eukaryota; Viridiplantae; Streptophyta; Magnoliopsida; Malpighiales; Euphorbiaceae. The record is from RefSeq and is a predicted model, not a curated record. The transcript is spliced from 2 exons. Bases 1 to 945 code for a protein of 314 amino acids.
AUGGAGAUGCGCAUUGGCUCUCGUAAUAAAGCUAGAAAUCUCACUGGAGAAGCGAAGAAGCCACCACUCGAAGAUCCUAGUUACGCAAUAUGGGUCAUCGAAAAUCACAAAGUGAAAAGUUGGCUUAUUGAUUCAAUGGAUCCAUUGCUGAUGCAGCGGUUCAUUUGUCUUUCCACGGCCAAGGAAAUUUGGGAGGCUAUAGCAAAGACCUUUUAUGACGGAUCGGAUGAGACUUGUCUCUUUGAAUUCAAUCAGAAAUCCUUCUCCACCACACAGAAUAGUAGACCAUUAUCCACAUAUUAUAAUAAAUUUGUUGCUAUUUUCCAGGAAAUAGAUCACAAGAUGACCUCUCAAGAAGAAACCGUCGAAGGGGUGGUCCAAUUGCAUUCCGCAAUGGCUAGGCUUCGAGUUCAUAUUUUUUUAAAUGGGCUUGAUCCUGAGUUUGAUCACAUUUGUGGAGAAAUCCUUCGGAAGGACCCCAAACUUAAUCUAGAAAGCACUUAUACAUAUGUACGAAGAGAAUACCAACAAAGACAGACGAUGGAAGGUUCUCGACCUAUCCCUGAAAGCUCUGUUAUGGUAGCCAAACGAACUCAGCAAGGACCAUCAUCUGGCUCAACAAAAACUCAAAGUGUCAAGUCUAAUAAUUUUGUCUGUAGUUAUUGUGGCGAGAUAGGGCAUUCAAAACAAAGAUACUAUGAAAUCAUAGGCUAUCCUGAAUGGUGGGACUUCACAAAAAAUAUUAUCAUUCUACAUGAAUCACCAAUAUCUGAUGAAAAAUCACCAACAUCUGAAGAGUUGCCCAUGAUAACACCAUUGACUAAAGAAUCAACUCAGAAUGUCCUAAGCACCAACAUUUCUACUCAGAUAAACCCCAGUCCUAUACUUAAUGAGUGUAAUGAAACAAGUAACUCUCGUGACAAUUUGGCUCCUAGAUAUCCAUAA